UGCGCUUUGGUGUUGCAGUCACCCUUCUGUUCAAACAGUUCCAGGCAGAGGCACACUCCUUCAGUUCUUCCCUUUCGAAAAUUCCCAACCCUUAUAAAAGGCUACAACCCAUUUUUCCUUCAAAAUUUUUUGCUGCCAUCGUCGUCUCUGGAAGCUCCAUUGUCGUCAAUCUCUGCUAUUCCAACUUCCAAGGACUGGUUUGUUCUAUCCCUUCACAUCCUCUGCUGUUCCACGGACUAUGUACAGAAACAAAAAUACAACUCUUUGCCCAUUAGAACUGGCUCGUCAAAAGGUUUUGACACCUAAUUGAACUGUGGGCUUCUAGUAGCGAAGAGUUCACUCAAAAACAAUCAUGGAUGUCGAUUCACAACCAACUAUGGAGGAAACUAUAUUGGUUGGAGAUGAUCUGAUGAUGGGCCCACCAUCUCCUCUCAUCCCACCAGAAAUUGCCUCUCACGUGCUUGAAGGUGUUGAUUUGUGCGAUGGGAUUUUAAGGAACCUAUUUUUGUGUUUGCAAAUCAACGACAUUGAGCCUUUUUGUCAAGAUGAGCUUGUUUUAUAUCGUCAGUGUGCUGAAAAGAGGGAUAUGGAAAUUAGGCAACGGCUUCAAGAUAGUGAGCGUAAAUUGGGGUUGUCAAUGCCUUUAGAUGAAGCAAAGGAAAGAGCUUCUCAGCUUGAAUCAGAAGUCACAUCACUGGAUAGGCGCUUGAUUCUUGCUAGCGGAAUUGAAGGCAUUGAAGGAUUUCGCCAGAGAUGGAGCUUGCAUGGUCGUCUUACAGAUACAAAGAGAAGGUUGGAGUCUUUAAAGCAGGGCAUUGAGAACAGAAAGAAGGAUGUGAAUAAGGAUGAGCCUGCUCCAAGUUCAACUAACAAAAGAUGGUUCUUCUGGUGACAUUAAUGCUGCAUUUGUAUAUUGCCAUUUUUUAGUAAAAUCCCCCAGCAACCUGUGACAAUACAAUAGUAAUGAACUCAAUACAGCCUAAAAAGGCCAGAGUCGAAGUGAAUUAUGUGUUACUACUUCAUUUUCAACGAGUCUUGUGAACGCCCCAAAUUUGAGUAUACAUGCUGUGAUGCUA
This is a messenger RNA of Hevea brasiliensis (rubber tree), 1076 nucleotides long. RefSeq lists its product as uncharacterized. The transcript has 8 exons. NCBI's taxonomy places the organism in Eukaryota, Viridiplantae, Streptophyta, Magnoliopsida, Malpighiales, Euphorbiaceae. Bases 353 to 892 code for a protein of 179 amino acids. The record is from RefSeq and is a predicted model, not a curated record.